ACCCCCAUAUAUUUAAUAAGGACCAUAUUUGGUCCCAUAAAUUGUUACUUUUGUUACCUCCUGAAAUAUAACAGGAUCUAUAUUGCACAGAGCCUUCCUUUCUAGGGAAAUGCUCCUGCCAUCUGCUGGAAAGUUACGGAAUUUAGCAAGUAAUUUUUUCAGUAGCACUUUAUUUUGCUGGUUUUUAGGUGUUAAAUUUUUGCACUUGUUCUUUUGUAAAGAUCUGUAGGUAAAUGUAAUAUAGUUCAGAGGCACUUAAGUCAGGUGGUCUGGCAAUUGAUGGCACCUUUUUGUACACUAAGAAGGUAUUAAACAAAUUACCAACAUAAUUUGCUACUGACUAUGUGGCUUAACCCUUUCAAGUGAAACACCAACUCACUUUAUCCAGUCAGUUAACACUUAAGAUGACUUUUCUCCCCUCAACUGACUGGUUAAUCAUACUAAUUUUAUGAUAUGGUUGACUCUGACAAGAAACAAAUUAAAAUCAGAUCAGUUCAUGUGGAUUACAGAAACAUCAAAAUCAUCUGCAGAUGAUUCUAGAUUUCUGGACUGAAAUUAGUGAGAUAAUUCCACAUUUUCAGUUCCUUGGGCAAGCCUCUAGCUUGCACGCACCUUAGGUCAGCCUAUAAAUGCAUCUUUAGACACCCCAUAAUUAUAGGUAUUCAACAUUCCUGCAGAGAUAAUGUGGCAUAACUAUCUAAUAAUAAAACAAAAAUCAUUAUGGAGUUACCUAAUAACUACUAAAACCAUUCUGCAUUCUCAAAGUUUAUGCAGAAAGCAGGACUGUCCUCUAGAUUUUACUAUUAAAUAAUCUUCAGGUUCAUAUCAACAUGAUGUAAUGAAAAAAUACAAUAUUUAAGCAUCAAAAUUCUCAGCUAUAUGUAGCUAAUACUUGCUUGCUCUGUUACUACUCCAUGACUAAGGCCCAUUCUGAAGAAACAGAACCCAUCUUGCAUAUGAAGUAAACUAUCUUGCUAUUUAUCCCAGGUGAAUAUACAGCAAAGAAACUGCAGAACACAGAGCUGGAUAAGCUACCUUGAAACUGCUCUCCGUGUUGAGGCUUGUGAUGUCCGUAGGCAAACUUACAGACACCUUCAGUCUACUGGGGACGGACAACUCAAACAGAAGCAGAACAAGAGCAUGAAUUCCACCUUCCAACUAUAGAGGAACCUGCUCUGCAGAGGAAUCAGCAGAUGAGGCUUCUGCCAGUAAGAGUCUUGAUUUAUUUAUUUACAAGAGUCAGAGGGAAUACAAUUAAAGAGAGAAGGGGUAACACAAAGAAAGUGUGUUCUCAUGAUUGAGAAAAUGGGAAAACUGGAGGAAUAAUUUUGUCUCUGAUACCAACGAGUUCAUAUAUGAUUCAGGGGGGCUCACUUAAGAACAAAGGUCAUCAUAGAUGGAUACUAGGCAAUCUGGGGGGCGGGAUCUUUUUUGGUCAUAUUUUUUCAUUUGUUUUUUAAAAAGGUGCCUGGGUCAUGGUGAGGGUUCAAGUCUGACCUCAUUCCAGCAGUGUAUAAAGGUGGGCUAAGAUCGGGCUAGAAAAGUCCUUUUGUUCUUCUGUGAAGGAACCUGCAUAGCGAAGGCGGAUGGGAUGCCUUGUCACUAUCGUCAUGUGGCUCUGUGCUAAGGGGUACAGAAGGUUACAGCCCUGGCACUCCCCAGAGGUAGCCUUGAACCUGCAUGUGAGCAGCUUGGAGAGACAAGGCAAGAUUUUUUUUAUUCAAGUGCUGACUUGGGCAGAACAUAUGCACAGCAUGUUUUUCAUUUAUUGGUUGCCCAAAAUGAGAGGGCUCCAGGGCCGCAGAAAUGCUGAAAGUUCGUAAGUACACUUGUAUGCGAAGUACAAAAGUGCCUAGUACUGGAGGCGCAGGGGAAAUAUCUUAGGUUUCUUCACUUGGAUGCGCAAAAUUAAUGUUCUCUGAACAUGGCAAUGUGAAUGUAGUUGCACUCCUUUUCUCUGACCUGUGGCAUGAGGGCGCUACAAACAGCUGCUGCAGCAUGUAUGGUGGAUUAUAGGGUGUUAGAGUAACAGGAGUACCAUGUAAACGUAUCAAAUGAAACUAUUUGUUAUCAAAAUUAGUGCUAGGUUCAGAUUGAGUAUGAUCUAUGACCACAUAUUAAGCAAGAGAAACACAAAUACAUGUUGAAUAAAUAGUGCCAGCUGAGCUUAAUAACAUGUAGAAAAAAUAGUAUCCUGUCAAACAGUUAUAAGACAUAUACAGGAUAAAUCUAAAUCAAGACUGAAUGGGCAAUUGUAAUUUAAGAAUUUCCUUAGCUUUUCCUUCCCUUUAAAACCUUUUAAGUUAUGUAAUGUGUUUUGAUUGAGUAAAUAUGUACAGGGUUUUUUUGUUAGUGCAGUGUAAUAUCAAUUACAGUCAGACUGAAUUCCAGCAUUUCACAUGAUUUCAGUUCAAAGUCUAUGUAUAAUCAGCUUUGAUUUUUCAGCACCCUCUAGAGUAAGCAGAAAGUGCCAGCAGCCUUUCCUUUCAUCUUAGGUAGCUGAGGUAAUAUACUCCUGGUUUUGCCUUUUUAUUGGAUUUCCUGAUAGUCUGAAUGUUUAAAAAUAGCUACAGAAGUACUGGAAAGGACUAAAUUGAAACAUGUUAAAUUAUUAAAUAAGUGAUCAUAUUAUAAAAACAGUCCUUAAAAUGCUUUCAUGUGAAAACCCUACUUAGAAGAAAAACCAACCAAACAAAAGUUUUUACCUUGGAACCAGGAAUAAUAAUCAUAUUAAAGUGUAGCUUUACAAGCCUGUGGCUGAUGUUUUUUUUACCUACUGUAACUGCAAAAGGAGUCUCUGGAAGAUGUGCUACAAGGUUUAGCAGUUUUAUGCUCACCACUCUUGCAAGAAAGUAAAGUCAUUGUUUACAUGAGGACGGGUCAGCUCCUGCUGCCUCCCUCACAGAUCCUCCACGGUGCUGUAUACUGACUCUUUUUCCCCCUUUACAAUUUUGUAUCUUUACACCGGUGCUUUCCCUCUUGGAUCCUUGAGCUGCUCCUUAAUCCUAUAUCAAUAAUCUCACUUCUGUCUGCAAUUUUACUGUUAUUUUUUGCACGAUUCUCACAGUUUAGCGAAUUUCUCAGUAUUCUAAGCCAAAUACGUGCAGCUGGCCUGUCUCAAAACUAGCUUUUGGGUCACAGACAGCUGAGUCCACAGGAGAAGAAUAACAUGUAAUGAAAGCCCACUGCUGUUUCCCCCCUGCGCCCAGCCAUCUCUAAUCUUACGCUUUGGCCCAGGUGUUCCCAAAGACCUCUGUACCACUUAGUCCCCAGCUGAGCUUUUGCAGGUAGAUUAUGCAACUGCUCUUGAAAGGCAAUACCGUCGCAGUAGACCUACUACCAGCUUUCACGAAUGUGUAAGUCAGGCGGUCUCCCGGAGCACAUCUGGGCUGCUUCGUUGGGUUUUGGUAAAACACUAGAAUUCAGCUGCACCAAGGACCCGAUAAACAGUAAUACAUCAAUAACUCCUAACGGGAAGCUGAGGGUUGCAGCAGUUACUGUCUUCUGUUUCUAAGAUUGUAAAUUUUGUUUUCAAACAUUGGCAUUAAACUGCCAAGGAAAGGGCAACCAUUUCCCUAUCAGUUUACGCUGGUAAUUCAUUAUUCAUCAUACAGAAUUAGAGAGCUUAAUUGAAGGUCUUUGAGAGAAGUCUCGAGCAAUGCACCACAGAAGCUUGGUAGCUAAGAUGCUGUUGAUUCUUUCCAAGUAAAAUAUAAAUUGAUCUAAAAAACCCAGUGUGACAGCUGCUUUUUUUUAAAAAAAAAAAAACCCAACAUGUUAAUUUGUUUGAAAGAACAUUGUAAAAAGAAUUGAACAUGGGAUUGAUGUCUGGAAGUUACACUUGAUACAGAGCUUUUUAUUAUUAUCAUUACUAAUGUCAUAAUAUGUUUGCUGCUGCAACCAAAAACUUUGUUAAACAGGUUGGUGAUGGAGGAAGACUAGUUCCAGUGCCCAGUCUCAGUGAAGCUGAUAAAUACCAACCUCUGAGCCUUGUGAUUAAGAAAAGAAAAUGUUUGCUUUCAAAAAAGUCUAAAUUUGCUUCAACACCUUUCACAUUAAAAGACAUUCUUCAAGGGGAGAAAGAAAUUUCUGCAGGUGUCUCAUCUUACCAGUUGCUCAACUAUGAAGACAAAUCAGAUGUUUCGCUUAAUGGUAGAAGAGGAAAUCAGAUAAUGAAUGAUGUUGGUUUUGAUGUUGCUGGAUCAGAUUCUGUUGCCUUUAAAGCUUCGUUUGGCAUAGUGACCAAACAUGAGGUUGAAGUACCAACAUUACUUAAAGAACUUACUACAAGAAAGAUAAACUUUGAUCAUUGUCUAGUCCAUCAAUCAAGAAAAAGUAGGAUGGAAAUUUUGUGCGUGGUCAUGGAAAGUAUUAGAACUACAAGGCAGUGCUCAUUAACUGUUCAUACUGGAAUGCGUGGAGAGACAAUGAGGUUUCACAUUAUUGAAGAUCAGAAUUAUAAAGGGAGGGACAAAGCCAUUGUUUUUCCUGCGCAUACGACUAUUGCUUUUAGUGUAUUUGAACUUUAUAUUCAUUUGGAUGGUAAUUUCGAACUCUGUGUGACUCCAAUUUCAAAAGGAGGAUUUGAAAAAGAGAAAUCUGGAUCAUCUUCACUGACCAAAUUAAGGAGGUUAAAGAGUAAUCUGUUUCAUCGAAAUAAAAGAGUAGUGGAUACCAUUGCUAACUCUGAUGCUUAUUUGGAGGACCUUUUUACAGAUUAUUAUGAAAAAGCUGCAAGCAUGACUGAUCUCUCUACAGGCUAUCUCAGAGAAGGGUCUCAUAUCCGAAUUAAUUUACUUAAUAACAACAUCCCUAAAGGUCCCUGUGUCCUUUGUGGAAUGGGAAGUUCUAAAAGGGAGACAGUCUACGGUUGCCUAGAGUGCUCUUUUAACGGACAAAAGUACGUACGAUUGCAUGCUGUGCCCUGUUUUGACCUCUGGCAUAAGAGAGUAAAGUAACUGAGCUAGGUAAGUGCCUGUUGUCGCAGACAUGAGCAUAACUGUGCCACAAACUUUUCAGAGUUAGUAAAUAUGACUCAAAUUGUUGAAAUGCAAAAUAGUGAAAGUGCAAAACAUUUUAUUACACUAUUAUCUUCAAAUUAUUUGCUUCACAGUCAAUGACCUUUUAGUUAAAAAUGCCCUCAUGCAUUCCCUGACAUAGCUUUACUUCUUUCUAGAACCUUCUCCAUUUAUUAUCACGAUAAUGAAGAAUGUACGUUUAAACUGAAUCUUCAUAAUGUCAAAAUAUAUGCUAGAACUUACUGUAAGUUGUUUACACAAAUUUGUUGUUAAACCCCAAAAUGUUGCCUUUAUCUACACUGGCACAUGAUGGUAAAAUGAGAAUAUUUGUUAAUAAUUUAGUGUUCUCAUGAAUGUUUAAUUGAAGUAUCAGAUUAAAAAACAUGCGAAAACUUA
Molecule: messenger RNA, 5414 nt
Organism: Harpia harpyja (harpy eagle)
Lineage: Eukaryota; Metazoa; Chordata; Aves; Accipitriformes; Accipitridae
Gene: PJVK
Product: pejvakin
Exons: 7
Coding region: 3885-4958 (357 amino acids)
Biological process (GO): programmed cell death
Cellular component (GO): cytoplasm
Source: RefSeq, a predicted model, not a curated record